Penicillium griseofulvum is the source of this 1245-nucleotide messenger RNA. RefSeq names its product NADH:flavin oxidoreductase/NADH oxidase. The coding region runs from base 1 to 1245 and encodes 414 amino acids. The transcript has a single exon. Gene Ontology annotation, cellular component: intracellular anatomical structure. Lineage: Eukaryota; Fungi; Ascomycota; Eurotiomycetes; Eurotiales; Aspergillaceae. Gene Ontology annotation, molecular function: NADPH dehydrogenase activity; NADP binding; FMN binding. The record is from RefSeq and is a predicted model, not a curated record.
AUGACAGGCAUAAUCAACAAUGUCGCCGCCAAGGACAUCUCCUAUUACACACCAGCACAAGAGCCUCCGGCAGGCACGCAAUUAGAGGGGUCAACCAAGUUGUUCACCCCUCUCACCAUCCGUGGUGUGACGCUUCCAAACCGUCUAUUCCUUGCUCCCUUAUGCCAGUACUCUGCCAACUACAACGAUGGCAAAGUCACCGAUUGGCACCUGGCACACCUAGGCGGAAUUCUCCAGCGCGGACCAGGGCUGGCAAUUAUGGAAUCCACCGCCGUGCAGAAACUGGGCCGUAUCACGCCUCAAGAUCUCGGUCUCUACGACGAUGAUCAGAUCGAGCCUUUGAAGCGGAUCACCGAGUUUGCCCACAGUCAGAGUCAAAAGAUCGCUAUUCAGUUAGCUCAUGCCGGUCGAAAGGCUAGUGCCGUUGCGCCCUGGUUGAGUGCCAACGCUAUGGCUGCCUUGGAAGUUGGCGGAUGGGAUGAGCUUGUUGCGCCGUCGGCAAUCCCCUUCGAGGAAGGAAUCAACACCGUUCCCAAGGCCCUUACGCUAGAAGAUAUUGAGAUCUUGGUCAAAGACUUCGCGGAGGCUGCGAAAAGGGCUGUCAAGGCCAACUUUGAUGCGAUUGAGAUUCACGCGGCUCACGGAUAUCUAUUGCACCAGUUUCUGAGCCCUGUUAGCAACAAAAGAACGGAUCGUUAUGGAGGUAGUUUCGAGAACAGGAUCAGACUACUGCUGGAAGUGUCCGAGGCAAUUCGUGCCAGCAUCCCAGAAACAAUGCCUCUAUUGAUCCGGAUUAGUGCUACUGAUUGGUUUGAGUUCAGCGACGAUGAUGAGCUGAAGAAAGAUUUUCCUGAGAGCUGGACAGUUGCUCAAUCGGUGCAGCUUGCUCCUCUCUUGGCUGAGCGUGGUGUUGACUUGGUUGAUGUCAGCUCAGGUGGCAUCCAUCCCAAGUCUGCGAUUGCUAUCAAACCGGGGCCCGCGUACCAAGUGCACUUGGCACAAGAAGUCAAGAAAGCUGUUGGUGACAAACUGUUAGUAACGGCUGUUGGUGGGAUCAAAACGGGCCUUUUGGCUGAGGAGGUGGUGCAAUCUGGUAUUGAUGCAGUGCAGGCUGGACGGUGGUUCCAACAGAACCCUGGCUUGGUUCGUGCUUUUGCUAAUGAGCUAGGGGUGAAGGUGAGGAUGGCUACACAAAUCGACUGGAGCUUCGAAGGGCGUGGAAAGAGGACAAACAAGAGCUCGUGA